AACAGUUAGUCAGCCACCUCGGUAGCUUGUUAGACCAAAUAGCCGAACCAAUAAAGCUCUUUAGACGCUUUCGUUGGUAUUAGCCACUGUGUUUUAAAGUUAUCCGAUUUAAUUUCAUAUUUACUGUGUUGUUAUUAUUCAGCUAGCGGGCUGGUUAAGUUAGCAUUAGCCUAUAUAGCUAACAUCUCCGACCAUGAGUUCACUAAGCUACUCUCCUUCUGCUAAAGAAGAGGAUGUCUACUGGACGGAGAAAGAAGCUCUCGUCAAAGAGGAGGAGGAAGAGAAGGAUGUCACAGUAAAACAAGAAGUUGAGAGUGAGGCUGUUAUAGUUAAAGAAGAGAAAGACGUUUCAGUGAAAGAGGAGGAGGAUGUUACAGUAAAAGAAGAGGAGGAAGAGAAGGAUGUUACAAUACAAAAACAAGUAGAGGGUGAGGCUGUUACAGGAAAAGAAGAAGAGAAAGACGUUUCGAUGAAAGAAGAGGAAGACGCGUUCAGAGUGAAGGAGGGGGAGGAUGCAGUUUUUGAAGUGAAAGAGGGGGAGAUUACGGCCACAUCGGAAGAGGAGGAAACUGGAUAUCUGGACCCGAUUUCCCAAACGCAAUUUAAGGCACCCAGUGGUUCUAACGAUGAGUUUAGCCAUACGAUGGUUUUGAGAAACCGGGCCGUGAUUACCACUGGAGAGCUACGGGACUAUUGUGGAUCCUCUGGGGAGCCUCAACAACAUCAUGAUGCUGACGAGGCAGAGAAGAGUCUCUCCAGAUCAGAACACCUCAAUAAACACCUGCAGAGACCCACAGGGAAUAAAUCUAUUUGCUGCUCUGCCUGUGGGAAAUGUUGCAAAUCUUCAUCAGAACUUAAAAUACACCAGCAAGUCCACACAGGAGAGAAGCCAUACUGCUGCUCUGACUGCGGGAAACGUUUCUCAAGAUCAAAUUCACUAAAAGUACACCUGAGAAUUCACACUGGAGAGAAAUCUCACCACUGUUUUGAUUGUGGGAAAAGUUACUUAAGAUUAAAAUCACUAAAAGUACACAUGAGAAUUCACACCGGAGAGAAACCUUAUAGAUGUGAUCAAUGUGGGAAGAGUUUUACUAUAUCUAGCUGUCUGACUAUACAUCAGAGAACACAUACAGGAGAAAAACCGUAUAGCUGUACUCAAUGUGGGAAGAGUUUCACUACAUCUAGCCAAUGGAUUGUACACCAGAGAACACACACAGGAAAGAAACCUCUUUACUGUACUCAAUGUGGGAAGAGUUUCACUCACUUAGGCAGCCUGUUAUCACACCAGAGAAAACACACAGGAGAGAAAUCUUAUAACUGUGAUCAAUGUGGGAAGACUUUUACUCAGUCAAGCAACCUGGUAUCACACCAGAGAACACACACAGGAGAGAAACCUUAUAGCUGUGAUCAAUGUGGGAAGAGUUUUACGAAAACGAGCAGUCUUAUUGUACACAAGAGAACACACACAGGAGAGAAACCUCAUAGCUGUGAUCAAUGUGGGAAGAGUUUUGUUACAUCUAGCCGUCUUAUUGAACACCAGAGAACACACACAGGAGAGAAACCUCAUAGCUGUGAUCAAUGUGACAAGAGAUACUCUGAUAAAAGAUCGCUGAUCAAACAUCAGAAAAUACAUACAUGAAGGAGUUGUUUCAUGAUGUCAAUGAAAUGUCACAGUGUAGAAUGUUUUAACAUUGUAGUAGGAGUAUUUUAAUUGUCACAAUGGAGAACCCUAAUUGUUUGCCAGCUGUUCUAUUGAUUUCAGCGUGAUAAGGAUAUGAGCUUCAUCAGUAGAAACAUCUUUGUACUUUGCUCCGUUCAUCUUUCCCUCGAUCUUGACUAGUCUGCCAGUCCCUGCCACUGAAAAACAUCCCCACAGCAUGAUGCUGCCACCACCGUGCUUCACCGUAGGGAUGGUGCCUGGUUUCCUCCAGACGUGAUGCUUUGCAUUCAGGCCAAAGAGUUCAAUCUUGGUUUCAUCAGACCAGAGAAUCUUGUUUCUCAUGGUCUGCGAGUCCUUUAGGUGCCUUUUGGCAAACUCCAAGUGGGCUGUCAUAUGCCUUUUACUGAGGAGUGGCUUCCAUCUGGCCAAUCUAUCAUAAAGGCCUGAUUUGUGGAUUGCUGUAUAGAUGGUUGUCCUUCUGGAAGGUUCUCCUAUCUCUACAGAGGAACUCUGGAGCUCUGUCAUUGUGACCAGCGGGUUCUUGGUCAUUGAACAUCCCUUCUCCCCUGAUUGCUCUGUUUGAAGAGCCUUGGUGGUUCCAAACCUCUUACAUUUAAGAAUGAUGGAGGCCACUGUGUUCUUGGGGACCUUCCAUACUGUAGACAUUUUUUGAUACCCUUCCCCAGAUCUGUGCCUUGACACAAUCCUGUCUCGAAGCUCUACGGCCAAUUCAUUCGACCACAUGGCUUGGUUUUUGCUCUGACAUGAAUUUAUGGCAGGUAGACUACAAUCAAGUUGUAGAAACAUCUCAAGGAUGAUCAAUGGAAACAAUAUGCACCUGAGCUCAAUUUCGAGUCUCAUAGCAAAGGGUCUGAAUACUUAUGUAAAUAGGGUAUUUCUGUUUUUCGCUUUGUCAUUAUGGGGUAUUGUUUGUAGAUUGAUGAGGAAAACACUAUUGAAUCCAUUUUAGAAUAAGGCUGUAACAUAACAAAAUGUGGAAAAAGUCAAGGGGUCUGAAUACUUUAUUGGUUUACUGUUAGAAUAAGUUGUAUGACUACACCAAUACUGUUAAAGCAACUCACAGAUUCACAGACCUAGAAAAUUGAUGGCCAAAUCAAUCAAAUCAAAUUUUAUUUGUCACGUACACAUGGUUAGCAGAUGUUAAUGCGAGUGUAGCGAAAUGCUUGUGCUUCUAGUUCUGACAAUCCAGUAAUAACCAACAAGUAAUCUAACUAACAAUUCCAAAACUACUGUCUUAUACACACAAGUGUAGGGGGAUAAAGAAUAUGUACAUAAAGAUAUAUGAAUGAGUGAUGGUACAGAGCGGCAUAGGCAAGAUACAGUAGAUGGUAUCGAGUACAGUAUAUACAUAUG
Messenger RNA from Oncorhynchus masou masou (cherry salmon), 3034 nucleotides. RefSeq names its product zinc finger protein 501-like. NCBI's taxonomy places the organism in Eukaryota, Metazoa, Chordata, Actinopteri, Salmoniformes, Salmonidae. The record is from RefSeq and is a predicted model, not a curated record. Gene Ontology annotation, biological process: regulation of transcription by RNA polymerase II. Gene Ontology annotation, molecular function: DNA-binding transcription repressor activity, RNA polymerase II-specific; RNA polymerase II cis-regulatory region sequence-specific DNA binding. The transcript has 2 exons. Gene Ontology annotation, cellular component: nucleoplasm. Bases 194 to 1639 code for a protein of 481 amino acids.